Messenger RNA from Rotaria sp. Silwood2, 695 nucleotides. Lineage: Eukaryota; Metazoa; Rotifera; Eurotatoria; Philodinida; Philodinidae. The record is from the annotation of a GenBank genome assembly.
CGGAAUUCUUUAUGUACCUAUUUGUUUGUAAUAAAGACUCGUACAACUUUAAUCUAAGUUCUAUUCGAUAUGUAUCAUAGGACCUGCUCAUAUUAACAUUUGUUUAUCGUAAGGCUUCUAACUUGAUGAUUAAAAAGCUUCUGUUAUUCUAAAUGUUUGAAAACGUGUUCAAUGUUAGUGUAGAUCUCGACGAUUGAAAAGAUCGACAUCUAGCGAAAAAAACAGUAUUUAUCGAGUGGUUGGAUAAUUAAUAACUGCCGUUUUUUCAUCUUGUUCAUUCUCCUAGUAUCAUAAUAGCUUUUAUAUUCUUUAAUAAAGUUGAUAUCGUUAAACCAAGAAUGUCUCUUGAACUUCACGAACGUUAUCGAAUUGUUUUUCUGUCAAAAGACGUUUAUGGUCCAAAAUUUUCUAUUAACCAAAUUGCCAAAGUUAUGAAAUGCAACAAAACUACUGUUAAACGUUGGAUUAAUCGAUGGAAAGAAACGAAAGAUCGUAGUGAUCGAAUGCGACAAGGAAGACUUCAGGCUACAACAGCUGAAACUGAUCAAUUAAUUGUUGACUUAGUGCAGGAGGAUAUUGAAGAAGGAUUAACCAGCAAACAUAUUCAACAAGAACUUCAGGAUCAAGGUGUAAAUAUUAGUCGUGCCCACGAAAAAAAUUUUUAUAAAAGUUUGCGUUUGAACGCCAAUUUUUAG